AUGUCGUCGACCGAAGCCGAAAAUGCCGCCCUCCGAGCGGAGCUCGAAAAGACCAAACAGGAGCUCGCCGCCGCAAAAAAAGAGACAUCAGCAGCUCAAGCUCCAGCUGGAGAUCUCGCCGCCUGGUUCGACUUGCUUCCUCUCGGCAAGAAGGAGGGAUGGCUGCCGCUCCGUGAGCCCACCUUCGUGCCGCAAAUUGCCGAGCACCUGCCGCAGUGCCGCGACGACGAGUCAAUCGGGACCAUGUGCUCCGUGAUCCAAACUGUCGCCUUUGGUGGCAACCGACAGACCAAGAAGCUCCUGGCUGCGCAGCGCUUCGUCAAGUGGUUUGUUGAGGUCAGUAACAUCAUGACGACUGAUGAUACGAUGUACAUGUGGCUCUUCGCCGUCACCACCAUCACAAACGGCCACGAUUUUGCCAAGACGGCUUUUGCAACUGCUGACGUCGCUGCCACCUUCGUGCGCAUAGCUCCUCGCGUCGGGCAGCCGGCUGUUGCCUACGUGUGGUCAAGUGGCGUCGCAAUACUCGCGGAGUGCGAUGAUGGCAAGAAGGUCUUCUCCAGUGCUGAAGCCGCCUCCGCUUUGGAGCAGGUUGCAAAACACGCGACCAGCAAAGGCUCGGCCAAGUGGUGGCUGCAGGCUGUGAAGAACAUAAAGAAGCACGACCCUGCUGUCAAAAUCUUUGAGAAGCUCGACCCUCUGAUUGCCGAGAAGGAGUGUUGGGUGGGCGAGUGGUGCGAGCCAGCUGGGGCCGACGGAUUCGCCUUCGUCAUACAGAACGAAGGGCGGAAGAUCGUCGGUAACGACAUCUCUGGAAACGGCUACGGCUUCCGCUACAGUCUAGCCAUCGAGUUCGACAUGUACCGGAACCCCGAUCUCGGCGAGCUCACCUCGAAUCACAUCAGCGUCCAAGUGCCGCCACGGAAAGGUGAGCCAAACUCCGCUGACCACGGCACUUCCUCCAUCGCAUACACGGACGACAUUCCGCCCCUCCAAGAGGGGACCCAUGUCGUCCGCAUCGUCUACGACGUCAGGAGCGUGCGCUGGGACAACUACGGCGAGCGCUUCGACUCGGACGCCGGUGGCGCCUUCUUCAGGCAGCAGCACUCCGGCCGCGCAGGACUCCUGUCUGUGGAGCUGGACGGGCAGCGCGUGAUCGUGGUCCCAGUGGACCUCUCGUACAUCGUCAACGUGGAUGGCACUGCCAAGGCAUCAGAGAAUGCACCCAGGCAGCCAGAUCCUGAGGCCUACGACGAGAAAGGUGCCAGUCCCGGCAGAGCCUGGGUCGGCUUCACCAGCAGCACGAGCUACUUUCAGUUCCAGUCCGUGGACAUCCUCUCUUGGACUUUCCAGGAGUACGCCGCCUGCCCGGUGGAUGGCGUCGAGCACUCCCGCGCCACACUCCGAGGACAGGGCCCAGAGGUGCGUUGCAUCAUCCGCUUGGGGACCGAAGGGAGGUCGACCUGUACCUGGGAUGGACAGGACUACUGCGGCCUCAUCAUCCAGAAUGCGGGCCGAACGGCCAUCAAGAUCUCGGCGCACACCAGCCAUCACCUGCCACACGAGUAUGAAGGCUGCGACAACGGCGUGCUGGAGUGGGAUGCGCUUCAUCCCUGGUUCCUCGGCUGCCGCCGGACGGUGCGCUUUACGCAUGAGCUGCAGGAGCUCUGGAUUACCUCCUUGGAUGGGACUCGGAGUCUCAUGCUCAGUGACUCGCAGAUCUUGCAGAAGGCCCCAGAGCUCUUCAAGCGCGAGAGCCUCUUCCAGCGGCUGUCCCAGGCCAUGAAGGCACGCCGGUCGGCCUUCGAGGCCAAGCCGGCCCGCUUUGGCCACGGCCACCGCUCACGGAAGUGUCGGCUACAAGGCAUCAUAUUCACAAUCAUUCAGGACGAAGAAGUUCCUGACAUGGAUGGAGCCGACCAGGGCGUGGAAGCUGGUGAAAUGGACCACGAAGAGCAGGCGAGCGAUAUGGGCUACACCUGGGAGCAGGAGCACGUGGACGAGAUGCCAUGCGGCUUCGACGACGACGAGAAGCAAGCGAGCGAUAUGGGCUACACCUGGGAGCAGGUGGAGGAGAUGGCACGCAGCUUCGACGACGAGCAGGCGAACGAUAUGGGCGACACCUUGGAGCAGGUCGAGGAGAUGCCAUGCGGCUUCGACGACGAGCAGGAGUCGGCAUUUUGA
Symbiodinium natans is the source of this 2184-nucleotide messenger RNA. The record is from the annotation of a GenBank genome assembly. NCBI's taxonomy places the organism in Eukaryota, Dinophyceae, Suessiales, Symbiodiniaceae.